Molecule: messenger RNA, 2242 nt
Organism: Anopheles arabiensis
Lineage: Eukaryota; Metazoa; Arthropoda; Insecta; Diptera; Culicidae
Product: DDB1- and CUL4-associated factor 10 homolog
Exons: 2
Coding region: 253-2178 (641 amino acids)
Cellular component (GO): Cul4-RING E3 ubiquitin ligase complex
Molecular function (GO): protein binding
Source: RefSeq, a predicted model, not a curated record
GGUACAAACCGUACCUGCAAAGGUAAUGUUAGCUAAUGUGGCACAGCACGGGCGCUGCCUUCAUGCGCUUUGUUUAUGUGUGAAUUACGAGUGCACAGCCUUCGAUUAUUAAGUGUUGAGAUAUUUGCAAGCAUCACGGAAGACCAACCCACGGUAAACCCGACUAGCGUAGCUGGCCAUGAGCACCGUUCCAGAGUAACAUCAUUGGACAUUGUGGAUGCAAAGGAAAGGUAGUAGAGCGCACUUUCAACGAUGCAAACGAGCGGCAGUACUUCGAAUAAAUUCAUGCCCAUUCAUCAAUGGUGCGGACGGCGGGAGCGUGGCUUAGGGCCACGUUUUGGCGAUGCAGAUACAAUCCAUCGGACCAUCUACCGUUCACUGGAACCGAAGAAAAUAUGGAACGAUCCCGGCCGUUUUCCCGGCAUUGUGCGCGACUACGGAGGUGCGUUUAAUUUAGAAUUUUCCCCGGAUGGCACGUUACUGGUGGCAGCCUGCCAAAAGAAAUCGAUCGUACUGUUCGACCCGCUGACGGAGAUACAGAUCUGUGCGGUGAAGAACGCCCAUACGGAGUGUGUGAACUGCAUAAAGUUUAUUGAUCAUCAAAUAUUUGCCACCUGUUCCGAUGACACCACAGUCGCGCUGUGGGACAUCCGCAAUCUGACCACGAAGCUUCGUACCCUGAACGGGCAUAGCGGUUGGGUGAAGAACAUCGAGUACUCUAAGCGAGACCGUAUGCUGCUGUCGUCUGGAUUCGAUGGAUCGGUUUACGGAUGGGAGAUCAACAACUACACUGAGUACGGGUCCGUGUAUCGCCGGGUACUUCACACCUCCGGACUGUUGCGCUCUCGUCUAUCGCCGGACGAAAGCCGUCUUGUACUGAGUAUGAGCAGCGGUUAUUUGAUCAUUAUCCAUGAUCUUGAUCUCGCCAAUCUGGCAGGCGAUCUCGAAGGAUUCUAUCCCAACGUGUAUCGCUUAAUGCAAGUCGGCCGACAGCUGAUUCCGAUGGCGGCACGAUUCAGGCACUUGUUUUAUUCCAAGCGCAAGAAAAACCGCAUCGAGCUGGUGACGGACUUUCCACCCAACAAUAAUCCGGAAAUGAUUAGCUCACUAGCAAUACACCCGCAAGGUUGGUGUACACUCACCCGUAACGUUUCAAGUGACGAAAUGACCGAAUGGUCCGUAGUGCACGAUAUACAGGAGCUACCGCACGAUGAGGAAUCCGAUGAAGACGAGGAGGAGCUAGCAGAACGAGAGCAGAAUCGUCGGGAAGAGGAUAAUGAUCAGACAGAGGAGUCGUCGAAUAGCGGUGUCAAUGUGGCCCGCGAUCCACAACCGGGCACGAGCGGGAUGUCCGGCCGAUCGGCUAGAGGCAGCGAAUUGGGAGGCAUGUUCCGGCUGAAUGUAACAAUGCGAGAAAUGAUGUCGUCCGUGGAAUCGCACAGAGAGCCCGCUGUUGGUAGUAAUGAGGCCAAUGCUAACGCGGAAGGUAACGUUGAUCCACAACCGUCCGGAAGUCGCAGCAAUUUGGUUACUUCGAGAUCAUCACCACCGCACGAAGCGCAGCAUGUUGAAGUAGGCCCAAGCGGACAGCAACCACCCGCAGCAAACGUACGUCGACAGAAUGGUCGCGGCAGACGCGUUAUGAUUACAAGACGAAACCUGCGCUCUGAAAAUGCUAGCACCGACGUUUGGGCCACAGAGGUAACGUUCCGGGAGCGUAAGAACAUGCCGAGCCCACAGGUACGCAACAACCGCGGCCAAAUCUACGGCAUUGUAUCGGGUGUUAGCUCGUCCGCUAGCACCGGUUACACCGGUGCGGGUAGGAAGCGAGCAAACGAAAAGAUUUGUAAAAAUGUACCCCGUAUGCUUUAUUACAUACAAGAAACGAUCACAGAUCAGGGAUUCAUCAGAGAGUCCUGCUUUUCGCCCGACGGUCGUAUUAUCUGCUCGCCGCAUGACCACGGUUUUCGUCUGCUGGCGUUUAACGAGAAUUGUAACGAACUGCAACAUGCGACGGGAAUUUGGCGGAACGAGAAGGCACAGCAGUUGCAUGAGGUUAAGCGCAAGCAGUGUCACUCGUCCCUGGUUGUGAGCAGUCAGUUUAGCCCACGGUUUCCUUUGCUUGUAACGGGUUGCCUGCUGGGCAAAAUUGUCUGGCAUCAACCGGCACUGUACUAGCGGAGGGAGUAAAAGCGGAGGCAAUAAAAUGUAAGGAGUAUGCAUUCGAACAUGCCAACAUGAA